Molecule: messenger RNA, 1923 nt
Organism: Pseudo-nitzschia multistriata
Lineage: Eukaryota; Bacillariophyta; Bacillariophyceae; Bacillariales; Bacillariaceae
Source: the annotation of a GenBank genome assembly
AGUCGUGGACAAAAAUUGGGGAUCGUUACUCUUGUCCAUUUCUAGYGGUCAAAAGUGUAUCAUUACGGGUGAAGUACCAUUUUAAGUAGAAGUACAGUACUGURAUUUCAAUUUCAAGUGUGGGCCAUCUCUUUGACAUAAAAUACUCGUACAAGUACACGCGAGAACUCGUACUUUUGUACUCGUACCAGGAAGAGAAAAUUAUUCAGUUUUUGCUUUUUUUGACUUCAAUCUUCGUUUCAUGAGAACUCAAAACAAAUGAUUCAGCAUCAGUACAACGUACCGUACAUGUCACCCUUUCAGAAUCCGUUYGUACGACACAUUACAUUGACAGCAAGUUAAAACAACUGAUCUCCAAAUUGCCACAGGUGACUGUCGUAUUUUCUUAGCUUGYAAAUUAAAAAAAUACUAUGCCRUGGUUGGAAAAAGGAAAGGAGAUUCCCUUCGAGAAUCUCCUUUUUAUUCAUGUGCCAAGAUGUGGAGGAACAUCACUCAUGAAAUCACACGAUAUUCCCAAAAAAGUGACAACCGCAGGGGCUUGGUAUAGACGACUUUUCAUGAGAAUAUUCUUCACACGCUACGAGCUUUUGGAAAAAAACAACUUUCCUUUGUGGACAGAGAUGAAUGCAGCCUGCUUUUUUAUUUUCGUAAUCGGGUGCUUUUUAUUGCAAAUAAGGGAAACGGAGUACAAGGCACUUUCAAUCGGAAUGAUUGUAGGGUCUUCUAUUGUUUUUUUCAUGUCAACGUACUUCUUUGUUGCUCCAACGAUAUGUCGUCUACGAUUCAUUCGAAGAAUGUUUCUUUGCAUCGUGCAUUACAUGAUAUGUCAACUGAUCGCAAACACAGAGUACAUCAUGGGGAGUAAUUUGCAUGGUUAUUUACCCCAUUUGACUGCACGUAAAAUCAUCGAUUAUGGCUAUGUCAGCGAAGAUCGAUUUGAAGAGGUUUCAACUUUUGCUAUUGUUAGGAAUCCAUAUGCUCGAAUGGUCAGCCUCUAUAUGUACAAUCGGUUCGGUCCCUGGGAAUCGUUUUCAGAUUUCGUGAGAACUUGGUACGAUCGAACUAUCAAAGACUAUCGAGAACACGGAAAAAUGGAAGAAUGGGAUACGCCAUGCCAUGCUAUUCCGCAGUUUGAGUUUACGCACGAUGCAAAUGGUACCAAACAGCUUGUGCAUUCCGUAAUAAAACAAGAAGAACUCAAGUGCCUCAAGAAAGCCUCGAAGACAGGUAGCGACUUUGUCAACAAAACGAGGGGCGAUGUCUCGAAAGACGUGGAAGUGAAUGAUGAAAAUCACGAUGAUGGCCACACCGUAUUGUGCAGUAUGAGCAGCAGUGAUAGCUCGCAAGGAAAAUCCAAUGUUGAACAUACAAAAACAAAUGAUGCGGCGUCGAUACGGUGCCUUCCAGAUCCCGUACGUUGUGCCUUACUGGGAAUGCCGCACGAAAAUAAGCGCAAGACCAAAACACCGUGGUAUGAACAUUAUGACCAGGAGACUUUAAAUUUGACUUAUGAAAUGUACCACCGAGAUUUCSAGAUUUUUGGGUAUAACGUCGUCUUGGAGCAACGACCCGAUCUAGAACCGCCAACGCCAGUCGUCAGAGAUGUUUGCGUGUGAUAUAAAGUCAAGUUSAUGGAAUUUGAAACGACGCACAAAUUUAGUGACUCAAUAGUUGUGGAAGUAAUUCGUCGUGUCGUAUGACCACGACUUCUCAGCGUUGCAAGAGAAAAAGAGUUGAGACUCUUUGAUGCAAUGUUUCCCCUGAUGGGGUUUUGAAAACCAAGGAUGAAGCUGUAAAUUGCAAUACUAUUUGAUCAUUUUUCAAUCAUGUGAGUGGUGGCAAACUAAUCUAUGUUGUUAUAUGUGACUUGCCACAAGUAUACCCAUGCAUACAACAAGUAAUAAGUAAAUAAUUGUCGAUUCA